UUGAACACUUUUAAAAAGUCUUCUUGGACUGCCACAAAAGUAAGAACAAAGAUCCAAUUCCAAAAAAAAAGACAUCAACACCCAGUGACAAGUAGACGACAAUAUAUUACUAGUAGUAUAGUAGCAUGGCGAAAGCAGCGCUAUUGGGAGUGCUGGAAAGCACCAUUGGAAAAUACGUGGUGGAUUUGGAUGCGGAAAAGUUGAAUUUGGGCAUUUGGAGUGGUCAAGUGGAAUUGCACGAUUUGCAAUUGGAUGUCCACAAGUGCAAUGCCGAAUUGGAUCGUCAAGCGGCCGAAGCGCCCAAUCUAGCAUUGCCAUUGCGUGUCGUCGGUGGAUCUUUCUCGAGUGUCAAGCUACAAAUUCCAUGGGCAUCCCUGUCGAGUCAAUCCGUUGUGGUGCAAGCGCAUGGACUGCACAUUCACGUGGCACCCUACGAUCGAUUGACGCAAACCGAUUUUCUAAAGCAAGUGGUGGACAGUGAAGAAAAACGAGCCCAGCAUGUUCAUCAACAACGACAACACUCACUGGAGCUAGCCAAUGAAAACCGCAUGCAUGCCCAAGAACUCUUGAAACUCACACAGUUGGACACCACUACACCAAACAAAAAUAGUAAUGACGAACAAGGAUCCUCCUUUGUCUCGCGAUUGGUCAAACGGAUUGUCGAAAAUCUUCAAGUCGACAUUCAAGACGUCCAAGUCACAUUGCAGGGAGAUGCGGGAACUGCCGGCGUGGUAUUGGAAAAUCUAUCGUUUGUCACUACCGACAUGGCCGGACACAGAACCUUUGUGGACCGUACCAACCAAAAGGAAAAUCCCAACGAUUUACUCAACAAAUUUCUCUACAAGAAUUUAACCAUUCAGGGUCUCGCCAUUUACAUGGAUGAACCAACAUCAUCCGACAACAAUACAACACACUCGUACAUUUUGGAUCCACUCUCGUUGGACGCCAAAGCCCGCGAAGCCGAUGCCAGCAUUACCAAGGAAUAUCCCAAAUGGUUGCUCAAGAGCAACAUUCCAUCCGUGCAAUUGGGACUCGGGCAACGACAAUAUCAACAAACCAUGCAAUUACUGGCGGCCAUGGCACCGUCCCCGCAUGCGGCACGGCCCCUCUUUCCGGAAUAUCGACCCCUUCAUCGCAUUACGGCACAAUCCGCCAAACAGUGGUGGCGGUAUGCCUUUACAAGUGUCAGUCGCUUGAAUGGACGACGCUCCUGGGUCAUCUUCUUUGAAGCCUUUCAAGCCCGCAAAACGUAUAUUGCACUCUGGAAACGGCAUGCCACUAAAAAUAAGGAGUGGAUGACGCCCCUGUCUCCGGACGAAUUGGAAACCAUGCACGCCAUUGAAGCGGAUCGGACCAUUUCCAUUGAAGGAAUCAUGAUGUGGCGCAACUUGGCAGAUGCCCAAGUUGAAAAGGAACGACAAAAACGACAAAAAAACGACAACAACAGCAACAAGCAACCCAAAAAGAAAAAGGGCAUGUUGUCCAAUCUCUUUGGAGGAAAAUCCGAUACUGAUACUGAAGAGAAACAAGAUAUCAUCCCCAUUUCCUUGAGCGCCGAGGAACUCAAAGAACUCGAGAAUGUCGGGUUGGAUCAACUCAGCUUUGGACAGGAACUGUCCCACGAAUCCAAACUCUGCCGUGUCGAGUUUGUAUUGGGAGAAUUGAAAAUCAACCUUUUCAACGAAAACAACAGUCCCAUUCUGGGAUUGGACAUGGGAACGGCAUCGUCCACAUUUGAUGCUGACCAAGGAGGAACCUUUACCUUUGAACACAGUUUGCAAAGUUUGGAAGUGUCCGAUCAUUUGCACUCGUCCAGUUUGUUCCCCAAAGUACUGCGGUCUCUAGUGUCCAGCAAGGAAGAAGAAGAACCCGCCUUUCAUGUCCACGUGUCCCACGCCAAGACGGGCGAUAAGAAAUUGACCGUCAAGUUGGUGCCGUUUGAAAUUGUAGUGGCACCUCAUUUGUUGUCGGAAGUCAUGGACUUUGUCAAGGUUCCGUCGCCGCACAAGAACAACGACAGCAGCAGUCUUCUUCCUCAGAUUGAAGAGAUCAAGGAAGAAGUUAGCAGCAGCAACAAUGAUGAGGAGAAAGAUGAUGGCAAGAAGGAUGAAACUACAACAACGGCUGCAAACGUUUCUUCCGAUUACGCCGAAGACAUCUCCAAUGCGCUGGUAGAUGCUUGGCAGAAAAAGACAAAGGAAAAGACGUUGCUAACGAUCGAUUUGAAUCUCAAGGCGCCCAUUCUCAUCCUGCCCGAGAACUGCUCCGAUCCAAAUGCCAGCGUCUGUGUGUUUGACCUGGGAGCAUUCCGAUUCCAGACCGGGUUGAAGGACGACAUCAAUGGAAAAGUCGACAAGUGGCUGGAAGACAAUCCUCGCGACGCAAGUUCGUACGACCUAACCAACAACAGGGAUGACAAUAAGAACAAUCCAGAGUUCACGGGAAAAGUGGUGGACCAUGGCAGAAUUGAACUGGUAAACAUGACACUCUUGGUUGGAAAAGCGGAGAAGUGGCGGGAGAUUCGAUCGGAUCAAGACGGCAUGAUGGUCCACAAUCAAGAUGAAUCCAUCAUUGAACCAAUCACUGUUCGAUUUGACUUUGCCAUUGAGAGUGUUGUGGCGAGCAGUAUUCCCCGUGCUUGCGUUUUCGCGUCGAUUCCCUCUUCCAACUUUAAGUUUUCUCCCAAUCACCUGACCAUGACCCUGCAAGUGUACAAUGCCUGGAUGAAGACCCUCGAAUCCGUACGAGGUGGUGACGCGGCUGCUCCCGCCAAGCCGUCAUUGACGCCAAAGGCCGAUGCUGCAGCCAGCAACGACAGUGCCCCUCAAGCACCCAGCACUGAACAAAUCAUUGUCACGAAAGACAGCGGAGAAGAGUCUGUGAAAGUUGAAAUUGACGAUGUCACAAACACAGUUGAAACUAGCCUUGGCAAUCAUUCGACUCUCUUCACGACAAUGCACUUGAACAUCACCACAGAACGGUAUUCCGUUGUCGUUUAUGACUCUGGGGAUUUCCAAAGCAAAGGGUUCAACGCCAAGGGCAGUCAGUCAGGAUCAAUAUCUCCCAUUCAAAGCAUUGCGGAAGGUUUGGUAUUGGAAGGUGGGCUAGAGCUCUCCUUUGAAACGGCCAGUGAUAUGACCGGAAACACCUCCAGCAGCACGGUGGAACUGAGAGGCCAAGACUUUCAGCUCUACAGUGCUUUUGGGAGAGACUUGCGUAGGCCGCUCCAGAUUCUAGAACCUGUCACGGGAAGCUUGAAGGUUGGAUUGAUCAGUCAAGGAUUGCAUACGAAGAAAGCUGACUUGAAAGCAAGAUGUCAUGGCGAGAUUGACUUGACCUUUUCGAUGAGGAACAUGGCCCUGAUCAAGUCAAUCUCAGCAGAGGUGUCCCAGUGCUUGGAAGAUGGUCUCAAGAGAACAAAUGCUGAGAGUGUUACUCUUGAAACCCUCGAUGAAGAAAAGAAGCAGGAGAUCGAAGCCAUGGCGGCGGCCCUGGAGAACAACAACGGAGACGAGGACGAGAGGCCGACACCAGCAAAGAGACCUUCCCAAGUGCAGCUUCCUUCCAACGAUGGGAUUAUCAAAGAGAAUGCAAGUUCUACCAUCUUCUCGAUAAACGUGAAGGUGCCUCGCACCAAACUUACAAUCAUCAAUGACCUGCAGGGUCUCGACGAAGCCCUGUUCCGGAUUCAAACUGAAGAGUUCAUCACGAGGAGCUUGAUCGCCAACAUGUGUGACCUUGACAAUGCCAUGUUGACACAAACGACUUUCAAUGUCAAGGCUCAUUCCAAAAUUCUGGCAGACUACUACGAUCCUUCGGUGAACUUAUGGAACCCACUUCUGAAGGAGCCAUGGGAAAUCGCUUUCAAAAGUGAACGUGUUCCCGACAGAGGGGCAAAGAGCGACGGACGCUACAGCGCAAAAACAGACAUCCACUUUGGGCCCAUGCAUCUAUCCUUCUCUGAGUAUUUCCUUAUUGGUUUGGGAUCUGCAAACCGUAUGGUGGCCAUGUCCGCUGAGUUAGAACAGGAGAACAAUGCCAAGACUCAAAGCGAUGAAAAAAAGGGGGAUUCAUUGGAUUCUGCUAAGAAGCCGAGGAGUCACAGCACCCGAAAUCUUGUUGCGGCUCUACCAUAUGCUCUUGACAAUUACUCAGGUGUUGACGUCGAAUAUUCACUGGCCCACAGUCAGGCCGGGAGCCCCUCUCACGCUUGCCCCAACGGGCAAAAAACCUACUUCCGGUUCAAUCCUCCCAAAGGCAGUGGCCAGGGUGGGAAGCGGUUGUAUGGACAAGAUGUUCUAGACGAUCAGCCCAUCACCAUAAUGAUCGGAGACAACAAAAUCAAGAUUAAGAACAUAGACCAUCAGUUGGGUCAGCCAAAGAGGUGUCACAUCAUCGAUGAUGGAACCACGUUGGUAACUACAGUCGUCAAAGAAGGGAAGAGUACUGUCGUGCGUCUUUCAAGCAACACGUACAUGCAGAACAGGUCACCGAUACCCAUCCACGUUGCUUUCCAGCAUGAAUCGAAGACCCACGAUAUCGGCAUGUGUUCGCCUACGUCGAGCCUGUUGGAAGACAACAAGAAGCACAAGCUAGUGCCGUACGAUGUAAAGGGCGGGACUUUAACGACUUCGUCUCGGAGAAUGGGAGUUAGAUUUGAGGGGAUGGAUCAGGUCGUCAAGGAGUGGGCUGACAAGAAAAACGCAAGCGCCAUUUUCAAGGUGUCGCCCCAACUUGGAGGAUCUGAGUCUCGCGUGUCGGGACAGUUUUGCGUGGAGAUUGAUGUUGAGAUGAUGCAGAAAGCGGAAAACAAUACUAUUCGUUCACGAAUCGAUGUGGUGUGCUCGGCAGACAACGAUGAUAGCCACAGUUUCGCUCUCCAGGCAAAUGUGAAGCUACAAUUGAUUCAAGGCGUGAAAUUGGUUUCGUUUAUAUCUUUUGAGCCUCGCUCGCAGCUUGUCAACACACUCCCCAUAAACAUAACAGUUCUGACCCGAGUUCCGCAUUGCUACAGUCAACACACACUCGGCAAGUCAGGUGGAAGCGACAAAGUCCACGAUCUGGAGCCGGGUGGAAAGAUUGAAGUAUUUUCGGCUGGAGACUCGCUCCAAGUCAAGGUGCGAAGCUCAGAGUCACCACGCAGAGGCACACCUCUCGGGGUUACACGACAAUGGAUCCCAAUUCCAAUGGUUGCAUCAUUGGAGAAGCCCAUUCUGUGCUUACUCCCAUUCGUUGCGGAGCAGGAGGUGCUCUCUUCAACGGGGACUCCAGGCAACGAAUUCUUCAUCGCCGAAGCCAACAGCAGUCUGCCGAACUUUUUCCUGGAACGGAUUAACGACGACGGGGAUCUUGACUUGUUGGAACCGGAAAAGAUUUCGAAUCACACUGCGAGGACUUUCUUGUUCACUGUUGGGAAUUAUGCGGUCGACCAUACAAAGGGCGUGCUGUUCGAACAGCUAGUCACGAAAUCAAAAGGAUUUUUCAGGAGCUCCAACCAGAACGGCAAGGCUCCACUUCCUUUCGGAGACUUCACACCGAAGGGAAGCCAACAAAGCAUUUCCCUUCUUCCGACCAGCGAGAUCCCGUUACGUCUGGCAAAGCGAGGAGCAGACCGAACGCAACGGUCGUCUAUUUUCAGGAUCGAAGAGGUGUCGAUGACGGAAGGAGGUGCACAAGCGACGCCGUUGCUAUGGGAUAACGGCAAGGAGUCCGGCAUCUUCCUCUAUCGCAAGCUCAUUUCAUCCUUUCAAUCAGAGCUACAUGUAAUCGCGGAAUUCAUUGUCUACAACGCGGAUCCUCGCCUAAGAGUUGUGGUGAAGCAAGCAGGUGGUCAUGACGUGAGUGUCGCGCCGAAUCAGUCCGCUCCAGUUUUUGCUGUUGAUCGACAGAAAGGAUUGUUGCUAUCCUUUCAAUACGACGCCUUGGGAGGAUCGACAAAGCCGCUAAGACUGGAAGAGCUUGGACUCCACAUUGAACUCGUGAAGACUCCCGAAGGCGCAAGUCGCGGCAGCCUUGCCGUUCAGACCUCUAUUGGAACUGUUGACUCAAGAUUAGUCAUCAGAUUAGGCGAAGUGGGUGAGAUAGAACGAAGACCGGUUAACCCCUUGGGGUACUUGCCAACCAGCUUCAACGAGGACAACAUAAGACUUCGAAUCCAGGCCGAAAAAUUCGCGUUGACAUUGAACCAAGCUGUCUUUGAAAACCUCGAUUCCGAUGGAAAAGGCGUAGUCGAGCACGCUGGUGCUGCCACAAAGCAAAGCGUCGCGCGAAGUGCUCUAGCGAAGUCUUUGCGAAAGCCAACCGGAAGCACAGACGUUUACAAACGCACCGAGCUACCAAUCUGCACGCUGACACUAAAUAGUGUUGUGUACGAUGUGCAAAAGCUUUACAAGCCGAAGGAAGAGUUGAACGAGAAUGACAUUCCAGAAAGGUGUCAGCUUUCCCUCAUCAUUGAACACUUUCAAAUCACAGAUGAAACUCCCAACAGCCCAUUUCCAUUGGUCUUCAGUUUCGAGGGAAAGAAUCGCUUUGUGGACUUUUGCCUCCGUACGAAAGGUCCGCUCUAUGCCAGCAAUGUAACGGUGGAUCUCUUUGAUUUGAUUCUUGCCCAUUCCGGGGUAGGCGAUGAUCAAAGCGGUGACAAGAUGUGUUUGCAAACCAGCGAAGCAUUCGUCUGGAAGCUCAUCGAUUUGGCCGACCGCAUCAUCCACGCAAGCUCCGAAGGAGCGCACCCUACAGAUGGAGGUGAAUAUGAAUAUGAAAAGGCGCUUGAAGCCUUUGUCCCCGCCUUUUCCAAGGACCUGAUCGUCCAACACACGGGGCCGCAAAUAGCGAAAAUCUACGACAUUGCAAAGGCACGAGUGUCCCCGUUCAGCAUUCUGGUCAGCUUCAAGAGAAGGCCAGAUGCUGAGCGAUACAAGGAAAUGAUCAACAAUAGGGGAGCAAACCUGAUGCGAUAUUUCACACAGCAGCUCAAGUUCACGAUUGACAACUGCGAUCUCCAUUUUGCACGAUAUGAAGAGUACAAUGUCAAGGGACCGAUGGACCGUCUGAUCGAGAUUCUCUCGGCAGUCUACUUGUCACGCAUGAAAUUGAAAGUUGUAACGAUCCUUGCCGCUGCCAGUUUUGGUGACUGGAAGAAUCUGGCGUCGCGUGACGGUGGCGACGAUGAAUUCGUGGAUGGUGACGUCCUCAGGGUGACAGGUGCCGUGGCUGGUAACUCUGUGGCUUUUGCUCUCAAUAAGGCAGGCGCUGGUUUGCACAAGAGCGUUACUUGGGGCUUUGAUGCCCUUGGCGACAAUAUUGAAAAUGGGGCAGCUCUGUUGGGAGCGCACGAUUUUGGUGCAGGAACGAAAACUGUGAUAUCUGGGGUUGGCGGUGCCAUUGGAGGGACCGCUUCAGGAAUUGCAGACGGCGCCGGCGGCUUGUUCAAAGGAGCUGGCGAAGGCCUUGGGCAUUUCUUCGGAGGUUUGACUGGUGGAGGAUCCAGGAUUGUCAAGGGUGUCGGCAAGAGUAUCACGACGGGCGAUGGUAAAGCCCUCGCAACAGGCGUCGCUGAGGGCGUGGGCCAUGUGGGCAAGGGAAUCAGAGGCAGUAUCAUGGCCAUUGGUACAGGCGUGGGAGGCUCGGUCACUUCUGUCGUAAGCGGGUCCGUCACGGGCGUAAGAGAGUCUGUUAACAGUUCAGUCACCGGCUCUACCAAGAGAAAACAAAUAAGGGGCUUGGCUAAGCUACGAGAAGAAUUCAAAGACCAGGACUACAGCUAGAAAGGUCAUUUGAAUGGAUUUCUUGGCGCGGUGUCUGGUACCCCAACCCCAGCCUUCGCUUCAGAAAUCACUGGCAACAAACUAAUCUAAAGCUUGCGUUUUCAUUUUCGUGCUGACUCGAACUCUUAAUUUCGUCAGAAAUGGAGAUUGACGCAAGACGGCAGCACAUGUACUGACUUGAGAAUUCCAGUUCCUUGUGUCUGUCCUCGGGACGGGCCCCAUCUCUCCCCCCCCCCCCCAAUCCAUGGAAAGACGUGAGCCUUCGCCUUCUUCUGCUCUGAACCAUGCGCACCGUAGGCGAAAGUGCGGGCUUCUGUCACAGCGAAGCUGGUGUUUUCAGAAGAGCCGUUCAAGAGGUUACUGUGGCAAAAAGAUCUGUUCACGAGGGAGGGUUUUCAAGUGGCUUGCUUGGAUGCCAGCCAUCUUGGGGUGGAUCCACCGACCGCAGGCUGAUUAGUUAGUUGUUGCUGUGAGUCGAGUCACUUGUUGUCGCAGUAGAGUUCCUUAUACCGGUACUGGUUUAGGCCAGAGGCGCGAAAACUGCAGAUGUUUUUGAAACCACAACCAAGGCGACUGUCGGGGAUCGUCUGGUCCAAGUUCGUUCCGUCCUGUUUUUCUUUUGAAGUGGUGGCUCCGGAAUCCACCUCGGCAUGCGGCCACUAUGCUCGAGGUGGCAACGCGCAUAGGUGGACCACUCAGCGUUUUUUAAAUACUAACACCACUGUUGCUGCGUGUCGGCGGCUUGGAGAGCACUGGUCCAGGUGUUGAUUGCCCAGACGCGGGUGUGUCGUCGUUGUCUGAGGUUGAACUGUGCAAAA
This is a messenger RNA of Seminavis robusta, 8584 nucleotides long. Lineage: Eukaryota; Bacillariophyta; Bacillariophyceae; Naviculales; Naviculaceae. The record is from the annotation of a GenBank genome assembly.